Messenger RNA from Ostreobium quekettii, 1203 nucleotides. The record is from the annotation of a GenBank genome assembly. Lineage: Eukaryota; Viridiplantae; Chlorophyta; Ulvophyceae; Bryopsidales; Ostreobiaceae.
AUGGCCGUGCACUGGGUGCUGGGCCCCGUGUCUGGAGAGAACCUGGCUCCUUCAGCGCCCACACCCAGCGGCGGCGAGAUUUCCAUUCUGCUGGAAGGCAACACAACCGGAUGGCUGAGCCUCUCCUUCGCGGACACAGCCCUGUCCAUGAGCCCCGCGGAUGCCGUCCUGGGAUGGGUGGAGGCCGAUGGAGCCGUGGUUGUGAAGUCUUACAGAAUCGCGGCGAAGAGCGUUUCCGCCAGUAACGAGGAUGCGGAUGUGCCUCUGACCAACAUCGCCGGCAGCGAGACGGAUGGCGUCACCGUCAUCGAAUACACGCGGGCCCUGAAUGCGGGGGCGUUUCCCAUCAAUGCCAGCUCCCCUAGCAUUCGGGUGAAUGCCGCUCACGGUGCCGAUGGCGAGGACAGCCUUGUUUAUCACGGAACUAACAGGGCUGCAUUCACAGCAGACCUGGUCGCAGAGCAACAAGAAGUUGAAGAUGCCACUCCGGUCGGACCGGGGCCCGCCCCUGCCGCCCCCGAAGAGGAUGCAACGAUGCCUUGUCAGCUUGCGUCCAACAAGAAUGGAUACGCGUGCAUGACCACGAUCCCCGGGGUUGACGCCAUGACCGUGCACUGGGUCGUGGGGCCCGUGUCUGGGACCGGAUUCAACGAUUCAGCGCCCACCCCCAGCAAGGGCGACAUUUCCAUCCUGAUGGAAGGCAACACUACAGGAUGGCUGGGCUUCGCCUUCGGAGGCAGUGCCCUGGCGAUGAAUCCCGCGGACGCCGUUCUGGGGUGGGUGGAGGAAGGCGGAACGGUCGUGGCGAAGUCCUACAAAAUAACGAGAAAGGGAAUUUCGGAUUCGGAUGAAGACCCCGCAAUCCCUCUCGCCGACGUGAGGGGCAGCCAGCUGGAUGGCGUCACCACCAUCGAAUUCACGCGUGCCAUGAACGCGGGCCAGUUCCCAAUCAACAUCACUGCGGGUCCAGUUCGCACCAACGCCGCCCAUGGGGACGAAGAUUCUCUCAGCUACCACGGGGCAAACAGAAAUUCGUUCAUGACGAAUUUCACCAUCGGUCAAGGCCGACUCCGUUUACUAUCUAGACGACGACGACGACGAGGAGUCUUCGUGCAGAUCUGUAAUGGUUCAUUUUAUGAGCGCAUCGCUGGCGCUCCUUGCGGCUGCAGCAUCGCUAAGCCUUUUAGAGCAAUAGUCGGAUAA